AUGGAGGUCGACACGGCGGACCAAGCUGAUAAAGCCCCUCAAGCCUGCGUUUCCUGUCGCAAACAGAAGAGAAAAUGCGACAAGUUGCUGCCCAGCUGCUCAUUAUGCACCCGCAUGUCCCGGCCCUGUGAUUACUCGGAAACCGCCCCCAAUCCUACAUCUGAAGACUUCGCCAUGAUGCGACAGAAGAUAGCCGACCUGGAAGCCCGCCUCGAAGGUCGACGCUCUGAAGGCUGGCAUGGACCGAUGCGCUCUUUCAGCAGGAGUCCGGGCACUGGAGGCGAUGCUGCCUUUGCCACCGACAGCAAUGUCACCUUCCCGGCUGCUUUUUUCCUCGACGCUGAGGUCUUCACGGAAGCGCAGAUGCCCAUCCCUCGACCCAACAUCGCCGUGCCCCCAGAGGUCGCGGCGACGGUGGGAAUCUCAAUCCUGGACAUUCAGGACAUUGUCGACCGGUACUUCGCCAAUAUUCAUACCUGGCUUCCCUUCAUCUCCAAGAAGCGCAUGCAGCUGACACUAUCCAAUCCCGCUAUGGAGCUCACCCUCGACCUGGCACUCCUGCUCCUGUCCAUGAAGCUUGUCAUCCAGGUUCCUCAAGGGGGCUCCCAGAGUAUUCGGUCACCACUGUACAAUCUCACCAAGGGCUAUGCGACGAUGGUGGAAUCGAGCGGAUUGAUGUCCCUGCAGUUGCUGCAAGCGAACAUCUUGAUCGCAGCAUACGAGAUUGGCCAUGCGAUCUACCCAGCCGCAUAUCUAAGUUCUGGACACUGCGCGAGGAUAGGACAUGCACUGGGUCUCAACGACAGACAACACGCUCCUCAAAUGUUGAGGAAGAAAACGGGAGCUUGGGCGGAGCUGGAGGAGUUUAAGCGGACGUGGUGGGCAACAAUGCUUCUCGACAGAUAUGUCAAUCUCGGUUCCUCAGGUCACCCUUUGGCUACCGACGACCCAAACCUCAACGAUACGCUGCCGGCAGACGAUGAGCUUUGGGAUGAGGGCCAGAUAACGACGAGUGAGCCACUCUACGUGUCCUCACCCACAAACGUCAAAGCCGGAGCGUUUACACGAACGUGCCAAGCGACGCACCUCCUGGGUAGGCUCGUCCGGCUUCUCAACGACAGACUACUUGAUGCACCUAUGCGAUUUUCAGAAGCAAUCCAGCUACAUCGGACGCUUCAGGCAUUGGCAAACCUCCUUCCCAACGACGUCCAUCGCUCACCUGAGCGGUACGGAACACCCUUGGCCCUCUGUUACAGCAGCCUCAUGCACCUUUGCGACCCGUUUGCCUGUACCGAAUCCAAUCGCGGCUACCGUACUGUUGAAGAGACUGAGAUGCAGACGAUUGCGAUUGCCGGGCUGAAGUCGAUCGCAGCAGAUGUACUCCGUUUCAGCCAGCUCUGGCACGUGGGCAUGACAUCGAACCCUGCGGCGGUGAGUCCUUUGCUUGGUGAUUGUCUAUAUUUUGCAGCAACCAUCUACGCAUGGCUAGCCAACGAGACAGGGUUAGGGGAGAUGGGAGAAGCAUACCACAUUCUGAGAAAGGUGUUGGAAACAAUGGCUUCCCGAUGGGCAGUAGGACAGCAGUAUCUGGCCCUGCUCGAUAUGAGCAAGGAGCAUCUCUAUGCCGAUUCGCUCCUUGUCUGA
Cladophialophora immunda is the source of this 1644-nucleotide messenger RNA. RefSeq lists its product as uncharacterized. The transcript is spliced from 2 exons. Lineage: Eukaryota; Fungi; Ascomycota; Eurotiomycetes; Chaetothyriales; Herpotrichiellaceae. Gene Ontology annotation, cellular component: nucleus. Gene Ontology annotation, biological process: DNA-templated transcription; regulation of DNA-templated transcription. Gene Ontology annotation, molecular function: DNA binding; zinc ion binding; DNA-binding transcription factor activity, RNA polymerase II-specific. The record is from RefSeq and is a predicted model, not a curated record. Bases 1 to 1644 code for a protein of 547 amino acids.